UGGCCGACAACACAAAACUAGAGCUUCCUCCUGCCCCUCCGUCCGGCGACAAGGCCGUCGCUUAAUUUACCAAUCGCUUCACGUUAAGACCUACGAUUUCCCCACCGUUGUCAGCAAUAUUGCCAUAUUAUUUAUAUUCCUCCCUCGUGUCUCUCUUCUCUGGUGUUGGCUGGGUCAUAUCAUUUCAGGAUGCAUGGUAUAGAGGUUUUCGAUUCAUGCUUCGAUCCCUUCUCACAAAAGAUGUGUUUUUGAGAAAAAAAGGGUUUUGCCGGCGAUUUUGGAUUGCACAGCCUUGCAUCCUUGUGUAUUUCUGCUUUGUCGGAGGCGAACAAAAAAAGAGACGUCUCGGCACUCAUCUUCGGUUCUUCCAGAGAUGUAUUUUCAUUUUUUCUUGUACAUUAACAUGCAAAUCUUACAGGUGUAAUGUGAUAUCCUUAAACUUAACUCAGUUCAUACACUACUUCAUGCAGGAGGAAAACCUCAAGCCGGCAAUUACUCGGGGAUCUAGAGGCGACUAAUUACAUCCAUCAUAUUAUGACAUCUCCGCCAUACCCGAUAAGCUCU
Messenger RNA from Aspergillus piperis CBS 112811, 564 nucleotides. RefSeq lists its product as uncharacterized. The record is from RefSeq and is a predicted model, not a curated record. The transcript is spliced from 2 exons. The coding region runs from base 216 to 518 and encodes 100 amino acids. Lineage: Eukaryota; Fungi; Ascomycota; Eurotiomycetes; Eurotiales; Aspergillaceae.